This is a messenger RNA of Hevea brasiliensis (rubber tree), 2098 nucleotides long. RefSeq lists its product as uncharacterized. The transcript has 5 exons. NCBI's taxonomy places the organism in Eukaryota, Viridiplantae, Streptophyta, Magnoliopsida, Malpighiales, Euphorbiaceae. The record is from RefSeq and is a predicted model, not a curated record. The coding region runs from base 573 to 986 and encodes 137 amino acids.
AAGCUUGAAAGCGGCCCAAAUUUUAAUUGUUCCACUGUCAAAUCCAUGCUUGCUGGUGUUGUUUCUUUCUGCAUGUUGAUCUUUGCUUUGUUGUAAAUCUUGCUCUGAAGGAUUCCAAUCCAUUCUGGUUCUUUCCCCAAAUGCAUUGUGAUUUCUGAAGCUGCUGUAAGGUGGAGUUGAGCCCGUGAUUCUUGUGAAGCUACUUGAGUGGAUUUGUUAGAGUUUAAAAUCCUACUGGAAAACUGUUAUUCCGGGAAAGCAUCAUUACCACUCAUUGGAUAGCAAUUUUGAUUAGGAUAAUCAUCUGCACAUACUCAAAUUUAAUUAUAAUUUGAUAAAAUUUAAUAUGAAUAAAUUAUUUAAGGUAAUGAGUUAUGUCUUUUUCAUCUUUUAAGUUUCCGACUUUUAAGACGCUUCUUGGCCCAACAGUGCUUAGCCCUUCUGUCUUCUUUGUUUCUCUUUUCAUUCUACAGAGAGAAUAGUUGGCCCAACGGUCAUCCAUUUUUCCUGCUCUCUCUAGUCGGCAUCAAUGCCCGCUCAGAAGAGGUUUCAGCCUGAUAAUCCCGACAACGAUGAGGAAGGAUGCUCUCUCUCCUCCUCUUCAAAACGGCCAACAAUAUUCUAAGCAAUCUCGCCUCUACCUACCUCCUCUUGAUGACCCCAAACUCCACCAACAACAAGAACUUGAGGAAGAAGAAGAAGACAGGUACCCCACAUGCCAUAAGAAGAAGAUGGAGAUGCUGAAGCAGAAUAAGACGAGGAACGAGAACAGCAAGCCGAAGAGAAGCAACCAGCGCAAUCUUUCCUCAGAUUCUUGGAAAGCCAAUCUUCCGGUGCCGGAGACGAAAGACUGGAUACAAGGGGAUUGGAGUUUGGCGAUUUCAAAAUUCUUUCUGUUCCAAGUGGAGGUUGCAUUUCGCGUCUCUACAUUGACUCCCUGUUUCGAGGAAGCUAUUUGUCUUUGUGGAGCUUCCAGACAUUUAUGAAGAUGUGCAAUGCCCAAGAUACCUAGGAAUUGGCUUUUCAUGAGGAGGAAAGGACACAGAACAAGCAUGUUCGUGCAUUUCUGUUUUAGUUCCCUGCAUGCAUUAUUGCAAGUUAUCUCUGUGGUUAGUUGAUAAAUAAGUACAUUAAAGAAAAGUGGGCAAUAAAUUAUAAAUUCAAUCAAACAGUCAUUGGAGAUAACAGAGAUGAUGUAUUUCAUUUGAGGCCAUGACCAUCAUGAUUGGAGAAAGCAUACACCAUCUGAAAAUUGCUCGAUGCUGUCUGUUGACCUUCUGCAUUAAUAUUCUUAACUCUGAGCUAAUGAACGUGUCUAUUUUGAAAGAGUUCCAAUUCAGAGGCUGAUCUGGGGGAGGUUGCCCCCUGCUGAGAGCUACCCUCCAGAGGUGGUGGCAAAAGCCUUUAUAAAUAAGUUUGUUAGGUAGCCCCUGCCUUGAAGUCACCCAGAUUCUUUGAGUUAAUUGCUGCUAUGCGGGGAAAACUAACGAGGCCUCCUCACUGGAUGGUUUGACUAUGGACAACCUGCUCUAGAUGCCGAUGGUCAGUGCCUUCCGUGUAAGUGUUCAUUGUUUUCUUCUAAUGAGGCUUGAAGCUUGCCCAUCAACCAGCACUAUCACAAUGAGAUUGAGCAGCUAAAGAAGAAGCAGAGUAGCGAGGUGAGCAAAUUCGAGGAGGUUAACACUGCAGACCUGUCUCUACUCCCUCCAGACUGGUCAAAGAUCGUGACAGCAUGAAGCUUCAGCUUGGGAUCUUGUAGCAGAACAAGAAUAAGCUGGAAAACAAAGUGGAGAAGAAAACCAAAAGUAAGGGCUACCUGGAGUCCAUUGUGACCAGACUGAGGAAUGAGUACUGGCUGAAGGCAGCUGAUCUCAAGAAGACUUGCCUGGAGAGGUUGAAGGAAGUGGAGGAGGUCAGCAUUGCCUUGGACGACUUGCAGGCACCCGGCAACACCAUAAUGGAGAUGAUGAUGAUGAUACUUCGCAUGCAUCAUUAGUUGUUUUAUGAAUUAUUUCAGUGAAGAUUUUUCUGUUUGAGCUACCUUAAAACAUAUUUCUUGAGUUCAAUUGAAAUGAUAGACCCAAUUAAACUUUAUAAA